Lutzomyia longipalpis is the source of this 2417-nucleotide messenger RNA. RefSeq names its product retinal homeobox protein Rx. Gene Ontology annotation, biological process: positive regulation of transcription by RNA polymerase II. The record is from RefSeq and is a predicted model, not a curated record. Bases 316 to 2124 code for a protein of 602 amino acids. The transcript has 6 exons. NCBI's taxonomy places the organism in Eukaryota, Metazoa, Arthropoda, Insecta, Diptera, Psychodidae. Gene Ontology annotation, molecular function: DNA-binding transcription factor activity, RNA polymerase II-specific; RNA polymerase II cis-regulatory region sequence-specific DNA binding.
AGAUGGUUUUUCACCUUAGCCGCGUGCAGACGAUCGUCUUUCAAAGCUCAACCGCUGAAAUUUUUUUGAACAAAGUUGCGUCGGAAAAUUCAUCCGGCUUUCGUGAACGAAGAAAAGCGACAGGAAUUUUUUUUUCGAUAUUUUUUUGUGAAUUUUCAAAGUGUUCCUAAUUCCAGAAUUAAAUACAAAAAAUUAACAGCAAAAAAAAUGGCACAAUGACAGUGAUUUCCCUAGCAAAGGUUUCCUGAACACCCUUCCCCUUCCGCAAUCACGCAAAAUUCAUCCUAUUUGAUAAAGUGCGUGGCGUGUUAAAUUAUGGACAUAAAACCACUAUCGGAUGUGCAGAAACAAACAUUUCAGUGUUUAGUGGACAAAUUAAUUGCGAGGAAAAAGUUUACAACUAAAGAAACGGAGGAUUUCCAAAAGUUGGUGGAAAAUGCCCGAAACUCGAGGAAUUUGCAGAAAAUAAUGGAAACCUUCAAAGAUAGUGGAAAUAUUGAAGUAGAAAAAAUUGAGGAUAGCUUUAAAGAAGAGAACGGCAUUUAUCUUAAGGACACUGCCAGAAAAUUUCCCGGCGGUCAAACUCUCACACCUCGUCACACCAUUGAUGCCAUUCUGGGUCUCAACGCGGCAAGAAAUGGUGAUUCUUGUGGUGAGACACCAGAGAAUCCUAAUCUGCGAUAUACCCCAUUAAAUCACAUAAAAGGAGCUGACAAUCAAAUGUUGACCAGAAACAACUUGAGUGGCUCAUUCAACUUCCUCGAUGUGGAAAAAUACCAUCUUCAGCCGCAGCAGCUGAAUUACUCAGCAAAUCUCAAAUCAACCUCAAUGGAUGCAUCUCCCGUUGAGACCUUCGAUGAUGUCUACCCCAGUAGACCAUUCUGCAAGAUCCUCACACGUCAAAAUCCCUCAGCUGAGGACUACGACGAAGCUCUUUCACCAGGAGCUGAACCCAUCAAAGAUCUCUCACCCAAAAGGAAGCACUACGAAGACUUGGACACAAAUGGCGAUUCGAAGAAGCUCGUAGCGCUUGGCCAUGACGGAGCUGGGGACUACAUGAAGAAUUACAGCAGAGACUACGAGCCAAUGCAGAGUGACCCAAUGGGCGGUGAAGAGUAUCGUUCUGGUGAAUUGAGAAAUUCCAUCAUUGUGGAUGAUGCCAAUAGAGCCAAUGAUGAUUCAAGACCAAAUUCAAAUGUUAACUACGCCUCCAGUGAUGAUCUCAACAGGACUAAUUCAAGUGAACAGGGUGAAAAGAUCACUUCCGGAAGUGAUGAGGAAGCUCAAGAUGAUUCUUGCUCAAAAAAGAAGCACAGAAGGAAUCGCACAACUUUUACAACGUACCAGUUGCAUGAGCUGGAGCGAGCCUUCGAGAAGAGUCACUACCCGGACGUGUAUUCCCGCGAGGAGCUCGCUAUGAAAGUGAAUUUACCUGAAGUACGGGUUCAGGUUUGGUUUCAAAAUCGUCGCGCCAAGUGGCGACGUCAAGAAAAGUCGGAGAGCCUUCGUCUUGGACUGACCCACUUUUCGCAGCUUCCGCAUCGUUUAGCAUGCAACGGAAGCUCCCUACCGGUGGACCCAUGGCUAUCACCUCCAUUGCUUUCAGCAUUGCCAGACUUCCUCCUGGCAGGUUUCCUGUCGCAUCCACAGACGGUCUACCCAAGCUACUUAACUCCCCCACUCAGCCUGGCACCGUCCAACAUCUCCAUGAACAAUCUCGGCCUAAGUGCAGGCGGCCGCGUCAUUAGUGGUCCACAGAUGGGUGGCCCCGGAAGUGUUCGCCUCUCGCCGCCGGGUCAUCACGUUGUCAUGCCGCCGGCCACGAUGGCGUCGCAAAGCACCCCACAGACAUCACCACCGCGUCCACCGGCAUCACCGGCACACAGUGUCUCCAGUAGUCCCACCACGUCACCAAGUGGUCGUCCACCGCCGCCGGAGGCACAAACACUUCCGCCGGAAGUGCAAGAAAUUCAAACACCACAAGAUGGGCGUCUUCUGCCCAAGGAAUGCGCCAUAAACAUGACGAUGAACAACGCCGACAUCCGAACCAAUUCCAUCGCAACACUUCGCAUUAAGGCCAAGGAACAUCUCGAGAGUAUCAAUAAAGGGCUGACGAUAGCUUAGGCUAGUAGAUUUUAUUAGAUUAAAAUGAAAGAUGUUGAGGAAUGUGCUUUCUAAAAAAAAAACUUUAGCUGUUUUGCUAAUUUUGGCAAAUUACAUUUUUAACAAUUCAAAAAAAAUAGUUAAUAAAAAAUCCAAGAAUUAUUGAAAGAACAUUUGGAGAAAAAGAGAAGACGGUUUUCACGGAUUUCUUUUUUCAAUUUUAAAAAUUUGGCUGUAAGAAAUUAUUUAUUUCUUGUUUGAGAAAAUUGAGUAGAAAAUUCACAAAUAAAAAAAACAUUCAGCAAACAAUUUUC